Messenger RNA from Archocentrus centrarchus (flier cichlid), 3089 nucleotides. Its product is annotated as ubiquitin-conjugating enzyme E2 Q2-like. Lineage: Eukaryota; Metazoa; Chordata; Actinopteri; Cichliformes; Cichlidae. The transcript is spliced from 13 exons. The record is from RefSeq and is a predicted model, not a curated record. Bases 123 to 1259 code for a protein of 378 amino acids.
CAGCCCUUUGUUGUUGUUCUCACGCUAAUAUGCGAGAUCCGUACAGCCGACUCGACUGCGCGGUCGCAUUCCGCCCCGACUUCCCCUCUGCCAGCGGCCUGGUGGUUUGAGAUGAGUAGAAGAUGUCGGUUUCGGGGCUGAAGGCCGAACUGAAGUUUUUGGAGUCAAUUUUUGACCCAAACCACGAACGAUUCAGAAUAAUAGACUGGAAACCCGAUGAACUGAGUUGCCAAUUCAACGUAACGGGGGAGAAGCUGCUGAUCAUCCACUGCAACAUCACGGAAUCUUAUCCCUCAACGCCACCAAUAUGGUUUGUCGACUCUGAUGAUCCCAGUCUGGCCGAAGUCUUGGAGCGCCUAGAGGAUGUGAGGAAAGGCAACACGUUGCUUCUUCAGCAGUUGAAGCGCCUUAUUUGUGAUCUCUGUCGGCUUUACAACCUGCCACAACAUCCUGAUGUAGAAAUGCUGGACCAGCCUCUACCUGCUGGCCCGAUCACCCAAGACAGAAAACACGGACUAUCAGAUGAGGUGACAUCUGAAGAGGAAGAAGAGGAUGAAAUGGGAGAGCAGGAUAUUGAUUUGGACCAAGACCUGGACCAUUACGAAAUGAAAGAAGAGGAGCCGGUGGAUGGAAAAAAGUCAGAAGAUGAAGGGAUAGAAAAAGAAAAUCUGGCCAUCUUGGAGAAAAUCCGUAAAAGUCAAAGACAAGAUCACUUGAAUGGUGCAGUCUCUGGCUCAGUGCAAGCCUCAGACCGCCUAAUGAAGGAACUCAGGGAGAUCUACAGGUCACAGAGUUAUAAGACAGGUAUUUAUUCAGUCGAACUAGUCAAUGACAGCCUUUAUGAAUGGCAUGUCAAGUUAAGGACGGUAGACCCAGAUAGUCCAUUGCAUAGUGACUUGCAGGUCUUAAAAGAAAAGGAAGGAGUGGAUUACAUUCUGCUCAAUUUUUCUUAUAAAGAUAAUUUUCCCUUUGACCCACCUUUUGUACGGGUUGUCUCACCUGUGCUCUCUGGAGGUUAUGUUCUAGGAGGAGGAGCCUUGUGCAUGGAACUUCUCACAAAACAGGGCUGGAGCAGUGCCUAUUCCAUAGAAUCUGUCAUUAUGCAGAUAAAUGCAACCUUGGUUAAAGGAAAAGCCAGGGUGCAGUUCGGAGCCAAUAAGAACCAGUACAAUCUUGCCAGAGCACAACAGUCAUACAAAUCCCUGGUUCAGAUUCAUGAAAAGAACGGCUGGUACACACCACCUAAAGAGGAUGGAUAAGGAGCUACUACCACUAUGCACUGGGAACAUGUCUUUGAGUCAUCUUGCUUUCUUUGGAAUAUUUUCCCUGUCUGACUUACUGGGAAUAAAUCACCAUUCUCACGGAAACCAUCUUGUUGGCUCAUUUGACAAGUAUUCCCAUCACCCUGCUCCAGGAAAGACUUUAUUCCGCUCUCACGUUGCUUCUCCCCCUCAGUGUUUUAGUGAGGAGGAUGAUGUGAGGUUAUCACUAGUUUUGUUUUCUAAAUAUGCUCAUUUGUUUUUGAAAACAAAGAACUUUUCUCCCUUGAAAUUUGGGGAAAUGCUUUUUUUCUUCAGCGGCUUUGACAAAGCGGGCUUCACAGUCCAUUUACCCCUCGUUAAAUGGGAAUUUUAAAAGAAGAUUGAUACACAAGCGGCACCUCAUCACAACUGCUUUUGUUUUUCUUUUUUUUCCUUUUUAUUUGUUUUUGUUUUUUUAAAUUAACUGGUACAUAAAUGCAAACAUUGUUCUAGAAAUGUUAUUUGGCAGUUGUUUUUAUUAUUUGAGUAUCCUAGACAACAAAUGAUACAAUUUUGUAAGUUUAUCUUAAAAUUGAGAAUACCUACUACUCAUUGUCCUUUUUGCUCUUGCUUUUUUUAUGAUGUGUGAAGAAUAUCCGCUCAAGCAGAAUCAGAACGCUGCAGUGUUGUUGGUCAGUUAUUGCUCAACAAAUCAACCUGCAGUUAAAUAGAAAAUAAGGCCAAUGGAUGUGAAAUAUAUCAGAAUCUCCAUAUUUGUGUAUCUUAUAGUGGGAGGAUACAUAAGAUACAAGUUCACCAAUGGGGCUCCUGUUGCCUUAUUUUUGUUAAAGGCCCUGCACGUGCUUUUUUUUUUUUUUUUUUUUUUUUUAAUUUUAUUUUAAAUUUUAUUUUUAUUUUUAAUUUAAAUGAUUAUAGCUGUAGAGGUUGAUUGCUAGCUGGAUGCUGAUAGUGAAGCCCUCUGUGUGUAAAGUUAACAGCAUGUUGUACAGAAGCCCCCUUCUCAACUGCUGCUGUUAAAAACUAGAUGGAUUUGAUUGCAGUCACUUUAUUAAGCAGAACUGCUGAAGGGGGGCUUUGAGGAAAUAAAUUGAGGUUUUCUAGAUGUUUAUUAGUUAUUCCCCUUUUUUUUCUUUUUUUUUUUUUCCUUUUAAGCAAAUUCGUCAUAUCAUCCUCAUCAAUUUUUAUGCCCCCCCCACCCCCCCCACCCAUUUAAAAAUGCUGCCCUGUCACUCGACAUGACUUGCAGCUAAAUGUGCGUCACCUGUCAGGCUUCCUCUGCUACCACAAUAUCCCACAGGUGUGUUUCAGUGUUGUGUUUGGAAAAGAUGAUUUGUGUGAUUAUUAAACUACAUUUGAACUUUGACCAUGCAAUAUACUGUAGUACACCGAGAGUACUGCUGUUCCCCCAAAUUACAGGACACACACUGUAUCAAUCUUUUGGCUCUUUUGCAGUUUAUUUGUUAACACUGUCUGCAAAAGUAUGUUUGAAUGGCAACUCAGGUAACAAACAAUACUUAGGAGGGGGAUCUGUAUAUGUACACGUUGAGCUGCGGGUGACUUUCUGGGUUGAAUUUAGUGCUCUGUUCCAGCAAUGUUUUGGCUAAUUUGCCCACUGAUCUGACAUCUGAAACAGGAAACUAAAUGAGCUUUAAAACACGGGUCACAUGUUUUUGUAAUAAAAGCAAUUUGCAGAGAGAGCUGGAUUGCAAGGAGCAUGUUGACCACUGCGUGUGAUGGCUCUCGCUGUUUUGUUUUUAACUUCAAACUACUCAUGUGAGAUUUUAGUGUGUGAUCUUAAGUUUCCCAGGUUUUUUUUUUUUUUUUUUU